AUGUAUAUAUAUAUCCUGAGUAAUAUCUUGAGUAACAAUUUCCAGCGCGGAAGUUCUAUAGACCAGCUGAACAUACCCCUGGACUCCGUCUUGUACGAGGCACAUGCCAAACAGGAAAUCUUUCUGGAAAUUCUCUUAAGGGACGAAGAUGAUCAGGUUGUGGCACAAAACUAUUUCUAUCCGGUGCCCAUCAAGCACAUAAUUGGCAUGAAGGAUCCCGAACUGAGGCUCGAAGUUGUGGGCAUCGACUGCAGCACCACGUCCUCUCCCUACGCCAAUAGCUUCAGUCUGCGGAUUACGGUUAAGUAUCCCGCCCUGUUCGUCUACUUGGAGCUGACGGAUCCGGAAUAUGCCAAUCAGAGGCACACUUUCUCCAUGAAUGGCUUCACACAGACCGUGCCGCGGCAGAAUGUCUACUUGGAGUUCGAAAAUGAUUCAACUUGCCUCAAACUCACAUCCGAGCACAUCGGAGUAAAGACCAUGAAUCAGUAUAUGCUUUGAGUUAAUAAAUGACAAAAUACAUAUUUAA
Molecule: messenger RNA, 529 nt
Organism: Drosophila montana
Lineage: Eukaryota; Metazoa; Arthropoda; Insecta; Diptera; Drosophilidae
Exons: 2
Coding region: 1-501 (166 amino acids)
Source: RefSeq, a predicted model, not a curated record